Gadus morhua (Atlantic cod) is the source of this 5728-nucleotide messenger RNA. It is a transcript of the gene fmn2a, whose product is annotated as formin 2a. The transcript is spliced from 18 exons. Gene Ontology annotation, biological process: cortical actin cytoskeleton organization. Gene Ontology annotation, molecular function: actin filament binding. Bases 454 to 5016 code for a protein of 1520 amino acids. The record is from RefSeq and is a predicted model, not a curated record. Lineage: Eukaryota; Metazoa; Chordata; Actinopteri; Gadiformes; Gadidae. Gene Ontology annotation, cellular component: cytoskeleton; cytoplasm.
CCACACACAGCACUCACAAACACACACACACACACACACACACACACACACACACACACACACACACACACACACACACACACACACACACACACACAGAAUUUGACAUAUGAGGGAGAACUGUCAUUUCAAGGAAUUAUUUGACUCACUCGAUUUCAAGUCAGUCGCAUGUCUCCCUUCCUGCUAUAAUCAUGACCUUCAGGUCGUUGUGUGAGAUUUCGUAUGACUUACAGUAGCUUACAGAACCUUCUGAUAAGAACCUCCCAGUCGGACCAACCACAUGAUGGGAGCUACACAGUUUCAUGUGACCGUUUGCUGAGCAGAGGAGACAUCAGGGGACAACAAGCACUUGUUUGUCUUGUCUUCAUUUUUUGGUCAACGCUGAGAAAGACCAGCUGAAGAGAAUCUGCUAUGCAGCCCGUCCAGUGAACCUGACAAAGACCACAGGCCAUCAUGCAGAGCAUCAAGACGGUGGAGACACAGGUGCCCUUCCUCAAAGAGAGCUUCUUCACCACCACGUUCAGAGGCAGGAGAAAGAGCAGCAUGUCCGACCUCCUCCACAGACAACAGCACUAUGCACAGCUGCUCCCCGUGCCACAGCAGCCACACAUCCUAGAGCAGGAUUCGUCGCGACAGCAGUGGCCCCAGCCUCCUGGCGACCAGGGGGGGGCAGGGCAACCGCAGCAUCCUCGCCUGGCGCGCUCCACCAGCAGCCCGUUAUGCAAGACCGCUGAUCGGCCGAAGCGGGAGGGGCAGCGAGAGAGCAAGGAUGAGCGAGCGAGCGUGGCUAAGCCGGGGAGGGAGGGAGAUGGAGCGUUGAGGGGUAGUGAGACCGUGACUGCCGGCGCCAGUCUCCACCUCUCGUCAGCAGCGGUAGAGGCAGAGGCGGCAGCAGCGGCAGCAGCAUCCGCCUCUCAGGCUCCCGUGGUAGGACGUAGGAGGCAGAGCUUCAUCAGGAGAGGAUCUGCGUUGUUAGUCGCUGCCCAAGUGGGGGUCAGCUCUGCCCAGGCUCGUACCCCGCAGCAUGGCCUGAUCGCAAAAGGAGUGCGCCUCCUCAGGAAUAUGGGGAACCAGGAGGCGAAGCAUAAGAAGGCAGGAGGUCCCGGCGAUGGGGAUCCAGCCUGCGAUGGAGACAGGGGAGCUGAUGGCAAGGUGGAGGAAAAAAAACCGAAGAAACCCCUGAGCAACGCGAGCAAAGGAGCUGGGGCAGAGGAUGUUUCUAAAAAAAAAGAGUCUAAGGGUUCUGUGUUUUCCAGCAUGCGGAUCAGAAAGAGCUUCUCCAAGGCAAAGGGCCUCUCCAAGCAGGAAACCUUUGACAUCAACAGAUCCACCGCCAUUGAUAAAACAGACCUUGGUGCCAAUGUGGAAAGAAGUCUGUCAACCGAUGACAUUAGCACGAUCUCAGAUGACAGUUUUCCCGGGGACAGAAAUCGGUCCAUGGUGGACGAGGGCGACAGGGAGACGAGCUCUGCCUCGGACCCCGACCUUUACAGUUUCCACUCGGCGGUGGCGGAUCACGAGGACCUCCUGUUGGACAUCGAGCUGACCAUCAGACAGCAGCACUUUGGGGCAACAAAGGGGGACAACCUAAACCUGUUGACCAAGGGGCCCGCAGCUUCUGAAACAGAGUGGAUGUCUCCGCCUUUACCAAUCGCAUGUAUAGAAGCAGACCCAACUGCUACCCUCAGUCACACAAAAGCUGAAGACCAAAUUGGUCAAGUGGAGACCGAGUCAACCCCCAAGAGACCAUCCCUUUCAAGAGACCCCUCCGAACUAGGGUCUCCUAGCGAGUGUGGCCCUUCCUCAACCUUGGCUGUAGACACAGAGAUAAUCAGUGGCAGCCUCUUUCAAAAAACAAACAGCACUUUCAGUUUGCUUGACACAACUGUAUACACCUCCUUUGAGAGCGCAGAGGGCUCCCAGGACCUCAGCCCAGUGUUUAUUGAACCAGGUGACAUAGCGUCCCACUACGUAGAUACGUGCCUUCCCGAUAUACUUUUAGCCCCCUCGACUGGCGCACUUAUGGGACCGCCCAAGAGCGUAAGCAGCCUUGACUUGACUCUGACCAGGGAAGAGGAGGAACCGGGAAGGCAGGACUUCCUGUCUCUAGAUCGACGCAAGAGCCACCAUUCCAUGUCGCUGGGAAGCCCCCCUGGAGCCAUUCGGAGACGGAAGUCCUCCGUGGCCUCCGGGGUCAAGCUCUAUCCGCCCAUCCACCCUUCGUACGUCAAGACCACCACGCGGCAGCUCACCUCCCCGGUCAGCUCCCCCUUCACAAGCCCCCAGGUGCCCAGGAGGACCGAGGACGACGGCCAUGACGCCGUCGCAGGACACGACCUGGGUCUGAGGGUCCGCCGGCAGAGGUCCUGCUCCGUGGCCGGGCCUCCCAGCGCCUCCACGGACUGGUCCAGAGAUCUGGACGAGCUGAGAUCCGGCCAGGACGGGGACGAGGGGUCAGGCAAGAGGAAUCAAUCGAGUGGGGCAUACUGGACACUGGGUUCCAAGAGAGCGCAUGGCCGCCACAAGAGCUCCAGUUCCACAGGGUCCUUCCUGGACGUCUUCUCUGGCCGGACUCUCAUGGAGAGGAUGCGCCCCCACGCAGAGGGCGUGUCUGCGGGGGAAGAGGCCAGAGAGCUGUGCCUCCACAUGCUGGGCCUGGGCCUCCUGCAGCCCUUCAGCGACGGGGCCGUCCAAGAGCCGCCGGCCGACUUUGAAGACACCCUGACAGCGGCAGCCUUCAAUGAGGAGCAGCUGUACACGUGGGCGGCUCUGGGCCUGCAGGUGCCAAGCCAUCUCUGGGAGCUGUACGGCGGGCGGAAACCCGGGAGGACACUGCAGGGGUUCCCCCCAUCCAGCAUCAAAACACCAGGAGGAAUAAACUGCCAGAGCCACUCCGUCGGGUCAAAGUCUCCGUCCCCCCCAGAGGACGGCGGCCGCCUGGCCCCUCAGCUGGAGCGCACCGUGGCCGAGCUGCGGCUGCAGGUCCGAAUGCUCCAGGGCCGGCUGGCGGAGGAGGAGGCCCCCGGUCGCCCCGAGGCUCCGGGCGGCCCCGGCCGACACAAGCCUCGGCCGGCCGGCGCCGGGGGGCCCGGCAGGACGAGCCAGGAAGCCUCGGCCCAGACCUCGCCCGCGGACGAGGGGUUCCGCUUCCAGGUGCCGUUCAGCCGGGGGUCGCCUUCGUCGCCCUCCGUUCCGGCCCCCCUGCCUUUGUCUGGCCCCGUUGUUCUCAGGGCAACGGGGGGCUUUGUUUGCACCUGCCAGAAGGGGCAGCAGGUGGGCAGCACCUCUCCACCACCACCCCCACCUCCACCUCCACCACUUCCGGGGUAUGGUCUCUCCCUCCCUCCCCCGCCGCCUCCCCCACCUUUGCCAGGCAGUGCUGCCCCUCCUCCUCCUCCUCCUCCUCCACCUCCUCCACCUUUGCCUGGGCAGGCAUGUCCGCCCCCCCCUCCACCACCACCACCCCUACCCGGGUUUGGUCCCCCUCCACCACCACCUCCACCCCCCGGGUUUGGUCCCCCUCCACCACCACCUCCACCCCCCGGCUUUGGGCCUCCUCCACCACCACCUCCCCCUGGGAUGGGCCCACCUCCUCCACCUCCACCCCCAGGCAUGGGGCCCCCUCCCCCGCCAGGGUUCGGGCCCCCCCCUCCCCCGGGGGGGAUGCCAACCAUGAUGGCCCCGGCAGCGGCCACUGGCAAGGCCGUGUUGGAACCCUCCAAACCAAUGAAGCCCCUCUACUGGACCCGCAUUCAGCUGAACGCCAAAAAACACGGCGGCUCUCUGGUGUGGGAGAAGAUUGAGGAGCCCACGGUGGAUUUUAACGACUUUGUGGAACUCUUCUCCAAAAGUACCGUCAAGGAGAAGAAGAAACCCAUAUCAGAUACCAUCAGCAAGUCCAAGGCCAAACAGGUGGCGAAGCUGCUUAGCAACAAGCGGUCUCAGGCGGUGGGGAUCCUAAUGUCCAGCAUUCACCUGGACAUGAAGGACAUCCAGAACGCCAUUCUAAACAUGGACAACAGUGUGGUGGACCUGGAGACUCUGCAGGCCCUCUAUGAGAACAGAGCCCAAGACGAUGAGAUGGAGAAGAUCCAAAAGCACAAUAAGGCAACAGCAGAGAAGGAAGAAGCGAAACCGUUGGACAAGCCUGAACAAUUUCUCUUCCAGUUGUCCCAAAUCCCCAACUUCUCUGAACGGGUCUUCUGCUUCCUGUUCCAGUCGGCCUUCCGAGAGUGCAUCUCCUCCGUGCUGCGGAAAGUCGAGAUCCUGCAGACCGUAUGCAAGACGCUGCAGAGCGGAAAGUGUGUGAUGCAGAUCCUGGGUCUGGUGCUGGCGUUUGGGAACUUCAUGAACGGGGGGAACCGAUCGCGAGGCCAGGCUGACGGGUUCACCCUGGACAUCCUGCCGAAACUCAAGGACGUUAAAAGCAGCGACAACUCCCAGAGUCUUUUGUCCUACAUUGUUGCUUACUAUCUACGGCACUUUGAUGAGGACGCGGGCCGGGAGUCAUGUGUCUACCCUCUCCCGGAGCCUCAGGACCUGUUCCAGGCCUCGCAGAUGAAGUUUGAGGACUUUCAGAGAGACCUCCGCAAGCUGAGGAAAGACCUAAACGUUUGCACAGCGCAGACGGAGAAGGUCUGCAAGUCGUCUUCGGAGGAGAAUCUCCAGCCCUUUAAGGACGAGAUGGAGCAGUUUUUGAUACAAGCCAAGACAGAGCUGGAGGCGCAGGAGAAACAGCUCGCGGCCACUGAGGAGAUCUUCGUGGAGCUCGUGGUGUUCUUCUCGGUGAAGCCCAAGUCGGGCGAGAAGGAUGUCUCCCCCAACACGCUGUUCUCCGUGUGGCACGAGUUCACCUCCGACUUCAAGGAGCAGUGGAAGAAGGAGAACAAGACCAUUCUGAAGGAGCGGGUAAAAAUGGCGGAGGAAUGUUUCAAACAGGCCAAGGAGAAGGCCGCCUACAGCGUCAAACCUAAACACGCCUCCGGAAUAAAAGCCAAACUGAGUCAGAAGAUUUGAGGCCUGGACUGGGAAGCAUCUUUUCCAUCGCUGUGCACGAGGUUGAGGAAUCCAUGUUGUCCCAGUCUGACGUGACCCGUCUUGACACUUCUAUAGCUCUGCGUGUUCCUGUGGGCUGGUUUGUGUUGCUUCCAGAUCUGCAGGUUGUUGUUGGCACAUUCAAAGUAGAAGAGUAAUAGAGUGGAAUAAAAAGGUGUGAACUUUCUAAGGUUGCCACUAUUUUAUAUGGCUCAUAAAAUGAGUCGAAGCAGUGUGAAGAAAUUAUGUAUAUAUAUAUAUAUAUUUAUGAAUAGAUAUAGAUAUAGCAAAGUAAAGUGGUUGAAUUCAUGACUUCAAAGAGACUGAAUUUCAAAACCUAUUAUUCAAAACAUGAAACAAACACUGGAAAGAAAUCAUUUUAUUGAACAUUAGCUGUAUUGUGACAAUACCACUGGAGCUUUAUUCUAUAUUUUUAUUUACAGACUCAUAGUGCAUAGUAGGUGUUUAUGAGCGUAUACAAUGCCAUAACCUUUGUCCUCGGGAUUCAGCAUACUUUAUUACUUAAAUCGUCUUUUACCUCCUGGUGUGAAUCCACUGAUGUUGCUAUAUGUCUUGCGAUAUUUUUACGUCAUACGUGUUGUCCUUUCCAUGUCCAGUCCUGUCCUUUUGGAGCAACAGAAUCAUUCCUUGUGAUCCCACAUGAAUUUUUAUUAAAAUGCCUUUGACCGUAAAA